CCCCUUUUCUUGAUAGACAACAACAAAUUUGUCAAAGUCGUCAGAGUGGUCAGAGGUUAGAUAUGAAUUUACCUUAUUUGAACAGAUUUAGGAAGACAUGACUUUAAUAGCACCAGUCGCAACAGCAGCAGCUACUACAGCUGGUUUAUGGUUUAUACCUUUGUUGGUAGCAACCAUAUCUUUCUACCAAUAUGAUAAAAAAGAUCCGGAAGGACGACCUUAUGAUGUUAAGGUCAUUCACAAAUACUAUGAUUUCAUAGUAAUUGGAUCAGGCUCAGCUGGAGCUGUUGUGGCUAGUCGACUGAGUGAGCAACCUAAUUGGAACAUCCUACUCUUAGAAGCUGGUGGUGAUGAAACAACAAUAUCAGAUGUGCCGGUCUUAGCUGCCUAUUUGCAGCUAUCUGAUAUGGACUGGCAGUAUAAGACAGAACCUCAACCAACUGCCUGUCUUGGUUUCAACGACAAAAGAUGUUCCUGGCCUCGUGGAAAAGUCCUAGGAGGAUCAUCAGUUCUCAACUACAUGCUCUACGUACGUGGUAACCGGCGGGAUUACGACAGUUGGAAGCAAAUGGGAAAUUACGGAUGGGGAUACGAUGACGUCCUGCCUUAUUUCAUUAAAUCUGAAGAUAAUCGAAAUCCUUAUUUAGCCGAAUCGCCCUACCAUGGAGUUGGCGGUUAUCUUACUGUGCAGGAAGCACCUUAUAAAACUCCAUUAGCAACUGCUUUCAUAGAAGGCGGUAUAGAAUUGGGUUACGAAAAUCGUGAUGGUAACGGAGCUUACCAAACGGGUUUCAUGUUAGCCCAAGCCACAAUCCGGCGCGGAUCAAGGUGCUCUACUGCGAAAGCGUUUUUGCGUCCCGCCCGGAUGCGAGAAAACCUUCACAUCGCAAUGCAUUCACACGUCACGCAAAUUCUUAUUGAUCCUGGAACUCGUCAAGCCUACGCUGUCAAAUUCGAACGCAAAGGGAAAAUUUACAUCAUCCAGGCUACAAAAGAAAUUGUUUUAUCUGCUGGUUCCGUAAACACCCCACAACUUCUCAUGUUAAGUGGAAUUGGCCCGGCUGAACACUUGAAAGAGUUAAAUAUUCCCGUCAUCGCGGACUUGCGUGUCGGAGACAAUCUACAAGAUCACAUUGCCGCUGCCGGCAUGGUUUUCACCUUGGAACAGCCCGUUUCUAUGGUUCAGAGUCGCUUCGAAAACCUGCCCAGCAUUUUACGCUACGCCUUGUUCGAUUCGGGCCCGUUAACGGUUCCGGGUGGUGUCGAGGGACUUGCCUGGGUCAACACCAAAUACGCCAAUCACAGCGACGACUGGCCGGAUAUCGAAUUUCAUUUCGUGUCUGGAACACCUGCCGCUGACGGAGGAGUACAAAUUCGUCGAGUUCACGGUGUCACGGAUUUCGUUUGGGAUAGAUACUAUGCUCCCAUUGCCUAUCAUGACACCUGGUACGUUAUCCCCAUGUUGCUGAGACCAAAAUCCGUCGGAUACAUCCGAUUGGCAUCCGCUGAUCCUUACGACAAGCCGCUCAUCUACCCCAAUUACUUGGUCGAUGAUCAAGAUGUUCGGGUCCUUAUCGAAGGGGUGAAAAUUGGUUUGGCACUAGGUGAGACUGCCGCAUUCAAAAAGUUUGGUUCCAAAUUUUGGACUCAACCUUUCCCCGGCUGUGAACAUUUACCGCUAUGGGAAGACAAAUACUGGGCUUGUUUUAUCCGCCAUUAUUCAGCCACUAUUUAUCAUCCGACCGGAACUGCCAAAAUGGGUCCAAUCGGAGACCCAACGGCCGUCGUCGAUCCUGAACUCAGAGUAUACGGUGUUCACAAUUUGCGAGUCGUCGAUUGUUCCAUCAUGCCCAACGUGCCUUCCGGCAACACCAACGCUCCAGCGAUUAUGGUAGGUGAGAAAGGUGCUGAUUUGAUCAAAUCAUUUUGGCUGAAUAUCGCAAGUCAAAACAUUUAGUAUUUGUGGAUUCAUAAACAAACAAAAACUGGGAUAGCAGUGGAAUAGUGUAAAUCUCUAAAUUAUAUGUGUGCAUCUUUUUUGUGUUUAUCUCGUUUAUUUGCUCAAAACUCAUCUCAUCUAAUGUCAAGUAUCCUUAUAAGAUAUAGACUUAGAGAUCAAGACAAAACAAAAGGAUUUAGUAUUUUUGGAAAACAAAUUAGGUGCAAUUUAUUGUUUGUUUGCAGUUCAUCGAAUAAACUUCUUAAUAAACA
Messenger RNA from Daphnia pulicaria, 2211 nucleotides. RefSeq names its product glucose dehydrogenase [FAD, quinone]-like. The record is from RefSeq and is a predicted model, not a curated record. NCBI's taxonomy places the organism in Eukaryota, Metazoa, Arthropoda, Branchiopoda, Diplostraca, Daphniidae. Gene Ontology annotation, molecular function: flavin adenine dinucleotide binding; oxidoreductase activity, acting on CH-OH group of donors. The coding region runs from base 98 to 1957 and encodes 619 amino acids. The transcript is spliced from 5 exons.